Meloidogyne enterolobii is the source of this 787-nucleotide messenger RNA. NCBI's taxonomy places the organism in Eukaryota, Metazoa, Nematoda, Chromadorea, Rhabditida, Meloidogynidae. The record is from the annotation of a GenBank genome assembly.
UUAAAUUUAUUUUUCAUUAUUUUUUUUGGUAGAGAGAGAUCCGAUUGUGAACCCGACACUUGCAGAUACCCUCUGAGCUUUCUCUGUUUUAUGCCUCAGAUGUCAGUCCAAUUUUUUUCAAAAUUUGGGCUUUGGCCAAAGACUGAACCAGCCCCAAGUGUCGAUCAUCCAGCUUCAAAUGGCAAUCCGCAAGUAUCGGUCCGCAAUCCCCAAGUGUCAAUUCCUAAUAUUCGAGUGUCGACCCUCAAAUUUCAAUCCAACAAUCACUUGUGUCGAUUCUCGAACUUCAAUCCUUGAAUGUGGACCUUCAUUUGUCUACCCUAAAUAUCCAAAUGUCAGGCCGUAGUAUCCUGUAGUUAUUGUCCAAAGUACCGGACAAGUUCCAAUUUCCGUAAGUUCCAAUUCCAAUGGGAAGUUAAUUUUGUCCACAAAUGUCGCUUCACAAAGGUCGUUUACCCUCAUUUCCCUAUUUAUUUGAUUUGUGAUUUAUUUCCAAUUUAUUCAUUAUUCUGAUCAUUUCAAGGUUACUUAACAAUUUUGUGGUUAAAAAAAGAGAGCAUCUGUUUGACAAUAACACUAAAAAAUAAAUUAUAUAAAUUUUCCAAUCCAUGCUCUUAUCCCCCACACAAAUCGCUCUAUGCCCAUUUAUAAACAAUUCUUAUUUUUCACUCAUUCAUCAACCCCUACCCAACUACUUGCCAUCUGUCGGCCAAACAUGCAUUUUUCAUUCAUUUUUCUCUUCCAGGGCAAUCGCAAUUUUUUUUUCCUUUUUUUCUUAUAUUUUUAA